Cladophialophora bantiana CBS 173.52 is the source of this 5535-nucleotide messenger RNA. RefSeq lists its product as uncharacterized. Gene Ontology annotation, biological process: cell motility. Lineage: Eukaryota; Fungi; Ascomycota; Eurotiomycetes; Chaetothyriales; Herpotrichiellaceae. The record is from RefSeq and is a predicted model, not a curated record. The transcript has a single exon. Gene Ontology annotation, molecular function: phosphatidylinositol binding; catalytic activity. The coding region runs from base 1 to 5535 and encodes 1844 amino acids.
AUGGCGGAGACGGCUGAGAUGAAGCAAAACCCCAUGGGUCUUGGAGCAGCAACUGAUCGGGGGAGACUACAAGUGAAGAGUGCGCAAUUGCAACCGGCAUUCCAGGCCGCCCUCAAAGUCAAUGGGGAACCGGGACCUGCGAUCCUUUCCAACAGCCGAUCAAGCAACACUCCCGCCGCUGGUCCAACCCCUUCAGGCUCGACUCCACGAGACGCUUCCCCUGACAGACUGACCCCCUUCUCCACGGCAUCGAAGACGUCAAGUGCCCUGAAAAAAGGCUAUGGCUCUGGAUCAAACCUCGCCCGAAGCGUGACAAACGAACAAUCGUCCAGCGCGAGAGAACCCGCUGACUCGGACAAUGCCUUGCCAAGCAAUGGAACACCCACGGCAGGCAGGAAGAGUGUGCAGUUUUCUCGAGACACCCAAGAGAUCAGCCCUCAUAGCAAUGGCCACACCACGCCGCCGGCUGGCCGAGGAGAUAAUUCAGAGCAAGACAAACCUCACUCCUUGUAUGCCAGGUUAAGGUCACUGGCUAUACCUCAAGGAUAUUCGUUCAGUCACAGUCGGUCUCCGAGCGGCCUGUCUGCGAGUGGGCGCUCCAUGGAGGGGAAGGAUGUCGAUAACCAAAUUCCUACCCAAUCUGGUCGUAAUGAGACGGGGCUCGCCGCUACCUUGGAGGAGGAUAGCGGCGCUGAAGCCGACGCCGAUGCGGAUGAAAGUAGUGCUGCAGAGAACAGCGUGUCACAGUGGGCGACUCGAAAACGCCGGCGGAGAAUACAACGCUUUGAUGACAUUGAAACCGCGCCAUCAUCCCCCCACAGUCUUAUGCGUCCAGGCUUUGCAAGUGCUCCCAUGAACUCCGAUGCGGAGGCGGACAGGCCUCGUAUGCUGAUCAGAAGAGCCACGGAUACCGAUAUGAUCAACAGUCCCCAGGGUGUCUCUGAGGACGAAGGACGCAAACAACUCAUCAAUAACAGUGGUUGGACACCUCGUCAUCCUCUUCGUGGUUUAAGCUAUGGUGGUCAAAGAAAGACAGGUGAUACUACACCAGAGGGUCUAAGAAGGCCUCUGACCCUCCUGAAUUUUUCCGGCAUCACUUCCUCUCGAGAAGCUGGUUCAAGUGAAGCGCAAACUCCUAAAACACCCUCUCGCCGAAAGAUGCUGGCCGAGCGAAGUUCAACCUUAAGUGCUGCCAAAUGGAGGCAACUCAAGAACAGUUUGAAGACGCUGGGUCAGAGUAGGAAGAAACCCCCAACUCCCGAAGUCCAAAGAUCGGCUGCCCUGCUCGCUGAAUUGGCUGCCGGAGCUCCUGCGGCCCUGAUGCUCGCCAGUAUGUUCCAGCGUGACGAGCACAAUCAUAGGAGAGUGCCAGUGCUUCUGGAACAGCUCAAGGUCCAGGUCACGGACAGCGAAGUCGACCAGCACAAAAUUAAGGAUGAGAAAGCAAUCAGGGAGGAUGACGAGGACAAGGUCCUACGGCAUCUGAUCUUCAAGAUCGAAUGCGAAUAUGGUAACGGUGCGAAUCGGAUGAAAUGGGUUAUUAAACGAUCGCUUGGAGAUUUCAUUAAAUUGCACUUGAGAUACAAAGCCGCCUAUAACACUGGGAGACUUAGAUUAAGAAGCGACGGGCGCAAGAAGAUGCCAAAGUUUCCUUUGGAGGUGUUCCCAUAUCUGAAAUCUUUACGAUUGUUCGCCGAUGAAGGUGAUGACGAGGAGGCAGACGCCGGUGAUGAUACCGAACCAGGCACUGCAACAGACACCGAAAGGCCAACUCCUCGAAGCCAGACUCGACCUGGGAUCACAGCAGGACGGCGGAAGUCGAGCGUGGCAGGACUUCACGAUCCUAUAACUCCCGGGGGCACACGCCGAGAGAUUUUUGCCGAGCGCCAACGCAAGACUCUUGAAAAGUAUUUGCAACAGAUGACACAGUUUAUGCUAUUUCGCCCGGAGAGCAAUCGCUUGUGCAGGUUUUUGGAAAUAUCGGCUCUUGGCGUGCGUCUCGCUGCUGAGGGUAGUGAGCAUGGCAAAGAAGGGCUUUUGCUCAUCCGAUCGGCUAAAGGGCUCGAUUUCAGAGCCUUGAACGCCCUCGAGUUUAAGAAGCGACAUACUCCGAAGUGGUUUCUGGUCAGACACAGUUACGUCGUCUGUGUGGAUUCGGCGGAGCAAAUGCAUAUAUAUGAUGUGUUUUUGUUCGAUUCGGACUUCACGAUACAGUCCCGGAGGUUGCGGCCGAGCGAUCAGAGAAGCGCUAAGGAACUGGCAGAGGCAGCAAAGGAGUCUGCAAAACAUCCACAACACCAUCGUCUGAAAUUGGUCAACUCGGAAAGAAAGUUGAAACUCAUCUCUAACAACGAACGCCAGUUACAACAAUUCGAGGAGUCCAUAAGAGAAAUGGUUGCGGGAUCACCCUGGGCCAAGAUCAACAGAUUCGACAGCUUUGCUCCAAUAAGACCGAAAUGCUUUGCCCAGUGGCUUGUUGACGGCAGAGACCACAUGUGGGUGGUAUCUCGCGCCCUGAACCAAGCCAAAGACGUCAUUUAUAUCCAUGACUGGUGGUUGAGCCCGGAGCUGUAUAUGAGGCGCCCUCCUGCUAUCAGUCAGAAAUGGCGUCUUGAUCGACUGCUGAAGAGGAAAGCUGAAGAGGGGGUCAAGAUUUUCGUAAUUGUCUAUCGCAACAUCGACGCCGCUAUUCCAAUAGACUCUCAGUACACCAAAUUCUCUCUCUUGGACCUCCACCCGAAUAUAUUUGUCCAGAGAUCACCCAACCAGUUUCGACAAAACACCUUCUUCUGGGCGCAUCAUGAAAAGAUAUGUAUCGUCGACCACACUGUAGCCUUUGUCGGAGGCAUUGACUUGUGCUUUGGCAGGUGGGAUACUCCUCAACACACACUUGUUGAUGACAAGCCCACCGGCUUUGAGCCGAGUGACGAACCCAAGGAUGCAGACCAUUGCCAACUGUGGCCGGGGAAGGACUACUCUAAUCCACGAAUACAAGACUUCUAUGCGCUUAACAAGCCAUACGAAGAGAUGUACGACCGAUCAAGGGUAGCUAGAAUGCCGUGGCAUGAUAUUUCAAUGCAGGUUGUCGGGCAACCGGCUCGCGACCUGACUAGACAUUUUGUCCAGAGGUGGAACUACAUCCUGCGGCAGCGCAAACCAACACGUCCGACGCCGUUCUUACUUCCUCCUCCAGACUUUAAUCCGGCUGACUUGGAAGCACUUGGUCUCGAUGGAACAUGUGAAGUCCAGAUUUGUCGCUCCGCCGGGCCUUGGUCAUUGGGCACUCCGGACAAGACGGAACACAGCAUCAUGAACGCCUAUAUCAAGCUGAUCGAAGAGUCCGAGCAUUUUGUCUAUAUUGAAAAUCAGUUUUUUAUCUCCAGCUGUGAGACGGAAGGCGCAACGGUACACAACAAGAUUGGUGAUGCGCUUGUCGAACGUAUCACCCGUGCCAGCAAGAACGAGGAGGCUUGGAAAGCUGUGAUCAUCAUUCCAUUGAUUCCUGGUUUCCAGAACACGGUCGAAGAGGAAGGCGGGACGAGCGUGCGAUUGAUUAUGCAAUAUCAAUAUCGCAGUAUCUGUCGUGGAGAAUCAUCCAUAUUUGGUCGACUGAAGGCUGUUGGCGUCGACCCAGAAGAAUACAUCCAAUUCUACAGCCUUCGUCAAUGGGGUAGAAUUGGCCCACGCAAGACGCUUGUGACCGAACAACUCUACAUCCAUGCUAAAUGUAUGGUGGUUGAUGACAGGGUUGCAUUGAUCGGAUCCGCGAACAUCAAUGAACGAUCAUUGCUGGGAAAUCGCGAUUCCGAAUGUGCGGCUAUUGUGCGUGAUACAGAUAUGAUCUGGUCAACGAUGAAUGGCAAACCAUAUCAGGUUGGCCGGUUCCCGCAUACACUCCGCAUGCGUUUGAUGCGUGAACACCUUGGCCUGGAUGUUGACAAAAUCAUGGAAGACGCACAAGUCAUGGAAGCAGAACACAACAAAGCACAGUCCUCAGGAAAGUCAGUCCGAUCAGAAACCCCCGAGGGCGGUUUUGGCAGCCCCCUUUCUGAAGUGGAUGACGUGCUAAGUCCGCUGCAUGGGCAAGAUACAGAACUGCAUGAAGAAUUGCUUCAACGCACUGAGGAGUUUCGAAGCUUCAACCAUGACGUGGACUGGGAGCAACAGGGCAACCCCAACCUCAAAUCGAAGCGAGCAGGCGUGACCCAAGACCCACGCGUUACCGGCGAUCCUCACCACAGGCAAGAUGUAGAAGGACACGGAUAUGACAGGAUGGCUGAGAUUGCCGCCCAAGGAUUUGGGAAUGGAAGAGACAGCACGCUUGUCAAAGGAAAUAAGGAGGUUCUAUUGUCAGACCUCGAUUCUGAGGGCAAGGCUGCGUUGCAAGAUCCACGAAAACAUGGUGAACCGCUCCGGCUGACGUCGUAUGUGAUCAAGAUGGAGACGCCAAACCCUCCGCUGCCUCCGAAGCCGGGUUUGAGACGGAUGGAUACACUUCAACUGGGCCUACCUAUGUUGUCGCAGCUUCCCCCCCUACCCCAAGGAGACGAUUCGGACAUAGGAGGUCCUACACUCGCCAAAGUUGGUUCCAAGGACUCGAUACGCCCACGCCAUCCUCUGAUUGACGAGCUCCGACGGCCGCUUGUCGAUCGGGAUUCCAUGACCGAUCCGAUCCAUGACGCAUUCUUCUACGACACUUGGCAUGCGGUGGCAGAGAAUAAUACCAAAAUAUACCGCACUGUCUUCCGGUGCAUGCCGGAUAAUCAAGUGCGUAACUGGGAUGAAUACCAUCAGUACGUGGCAUAUGAACAACGAUUCAACCAACUGCAAGGUAAUGACCUUCCGAGGGAGGACAAGGUCUCCGAUCCUUCUCGAGCUGGCUCUGUCAUUAAAAGUGGUCCACCAGGAGCCGGAUCUCGACAUCCGGCCGCGCAAAUUAAAGCUGUGACCCACAUUCCCGCCGAUAUCGAAAAGGCAACCGACGAUGUCAAGGAGAAAAUAAAAGCGGUCUUUAGCGAAGCGUCCAAAAGCGCUCAUGAGGACGCCGAAAAAGAGAAACUUCGGCGUUGGGCUGCGGAGACCAAUCAAGCGCAGGCUGAAAGACAAGGGAUGCCCACCUUGCAUCGGCAGGAAACAUUGACCGAAGAAAAGGCCGGGCUACAGACUGUCCACGAAGGACAGGCCAUCACCGACGAGGGUAGCGGGACCGGAGAAGACGACGACUUCAGCACCGAGCGACCCAUUAGCAAUCUCAGCUCCACGGCGGUGGACAGAGAGAAACCAACAUCAAACGGCACUCCACCAACCGCAAACGGUGCCUUUGUUGGCUAUUCGGAGGCGGUUAACCAGAACACUGCUCAAACCGCGGCCGCGAACGCAAACGUUGGUGGCAGUGGCCGCCGACGCAGAAGAGCUACCACUAGAUCUAGUAGACGUGACUUCAGCGCCAGCGAUGACAUCCUGACCAUCGAAGAAGCGGAGGACCUGUUAGGCUGCGUCCAGGGUCAUCUUGUCGUCUGGCCUUAUGACUGGUGA